CUGGAUGAGCGUCGUGCGUGAUGACGUUUUUCAGCGCUUCGUCAUUGCUGUAUGUCCGGCUCGCAGUGACAGGAGGCAGGCAGGGGAAUCACUUCAGGCCGGGGAUAUGCUGUGGUUCCAGGGAUCCAUCCCGGAGGCCAUAGCCGCGGCCAAGCAGCGGAGCUCCGUGUUUGUGGUGUUUGUUGCCGGGGAUGAUGAGCAGUCCACGCAGAUGGCAGAGAGCUGGGGGAAUGAAGAGGUGGUGCGGGCGGCCACAGAGGGCUUUGUCGCUAUUAAGAUUGACAGUAAGAGUGAAACCUGUCUCCAGUUCUCACAGAUCUAUCCUGUGGUUUGUGUUCCGUCCAGCUUCUUCAUCGGAGAGAACGGAAUUCCACUAGAAGUUAUUGCCGGCAGCAUAUCAGCCGAGGAAUUAAUAGCAAAGAUAACCAAAGUGAAGCAGAUGAACACAGAAAAGAAUGACUGGUUAGCGGCAGAGACAGACGUACCUAAUGAUUCUCCAGUAACUGGUUCCACUGAAUCCUGUCCUGUAUCUGAGAGCCCAUCUACAGAAUCUCCCCCUGAAGAGACCUCAUGUGCAUCCCCAAGGACUACACCAGCACAAAGCGAUGAAUCGCCCACGGAAGAAUCAAAGGAGGUAGUUAAAGGUGCCAGCGAGACACCUGAUGAUGACACAUUAAAAAUGGAAAGGGUUAUGUCCAAGCUAGAAAAGAAAAUGGAGGAGAAAAAGAAGGAAGAGCAAGAGAUAAGUAUCAGCAAAGAAGUUGAGAGAAGAAAACUGGGAAAGGACAUGUUGGAGUAUAAAAGAAAGCAGGAGGACGAGCAGGCCAGACGGGCUCUGGAGGAGAGGAACCGGGAGAAGGCUGAGGACAAAGCUGCCAGGGAACGGAUUAAGCAGCAGAUUGCACAGGACCGUGCUGAUCGAGCUGCCCGAUUUGCCAAGACUAAAGAAGAACAAGAGGCCAUUAGGGCUGCUGAACUACAGGCGCGACAGGCAGAGGUGGAAGCCAGGAAGGAAGCGGCACAGAAAGAACGAAGGACUGUAGCCAGGAUACAAUUCAGACUUCCCGAUGGCUCUUCCAUCACUAAUCAGUUCCCAUCAGAAGUUCCCCUAGAGGAAGCCCGGCAGUUUGCUGCACAGACGGUUGGAAACACCUAUGGCAACUUUUCCUUAGCAACUAUGUUUCCUCGAAGAGAAUUUACCAAAGAGGAUUAUGGGAAAUCUUUACUGUCUCUGGAACUCGCACCCAGUGCCUCAAUAGUCCUCUUGCCGGCUGGAAGACCAGCGCGGGCCGUAGUGCAGUCAUCGGACGGAGGGGUCUUGGGUUUUUUGGGCACCUUGUUAUAUCCCCUCCUUGCAGUUUGGCGGUUUAUAAGCAGUUUCUUAUUUAGUAGCCCACCCCCAACACAGCACACAGAUAGGCCAGGGUUUACACAGCAAGAAAGUGCAAGCUCCUCGGCCUCCAGUAGUUCAGAGCCAAAGAGAGAAGCGGUUCGAAAAAGGGUUCUGGAAAAACGAGCCGAUGAAUUUAAGAAAGAAGGCAAAAUCUACAGGUUAAGGACGCAGGAUGACGAGGAUGAAAACAAUACUUGGAACGGGAACUCUACCCAACAGAUGUAGGCGCCGACCGAGAGCUGUUUUGUUUUGGGUUUGAUUUGUUUGAGCCACAUUGCUGCAGUUUGGGGUGGGAGGGGGAGGGGGGUGUUUCUGUAUUUUAAUCACUGUCACACGGCUUAGCCCAAUGCAUGAAAUUAGGAUCCUCUGACUCAUCUCUGAUUUAUAUUUUUACAGAUGCUGCACGUGAUAGAAUAAGCUUAUCUAACAAAUAUGAGUUCAGGAUUUUAUUUUUUCCACCCCCUUAUUUUUUUUCCGCCCUUUUCCAUUUGUUGCAGGUUUCUCCUAACAAAAUGUUUAGUGCUAUGUUAAAGAGGACGGUCUCGCCUGACGUAACUGUUUUAGCAAAUGGGCUUCUCAUGGAAAAAGCAAUUCUGGAAUAUUUUUUCUAGAUCUCUGUUUGACAUCCCUCUAAGGCUGGAUUCACAUGGCAGGAUGUGAUUUGAAUUCUGCAUGAAUUUAUAGCCUGUUCACUUCAAUGGAAGUCCUGCAGCGGAAAUACUGCCGCAGAAAUUCUGCAGUGUGAAUGGGACUGCGGAAGUUUAUUGGCUAUAAGUUCAUGCAGAAUUUUCAUGCAGAAUUUAGUGCAGGAAUUCUGUCAUGUGAAUCCGGCCUAAGGCUAUGUUCACAUUGCAGAAUUUCCACAUGCGGAAUUCCACAUGGAUUUCACAUCACACUAAAGCCCAAUAGACUUCAAUGGGUUUCCGCACUCCCAUUCACACUUUAGAAUUUCCAUAUGCGGAUUGCGCACUGAAUCCGCACCGAAUCCACACAAACCAGUAACAACCCAAAUUAAUGCAGUAUUUUUGCGGAUGUGAAGAAAUUCUGCCGUGUGAUUAUUAGCCUUAGGCUAUGUUUACACGGAAGAAUUCUGCAGGAAUAUUCCGCUCAUAAAUUCCAUUGAUUUCAAUAGAAUUCUGCUGCAUCGGCAGCCGGCGGAAUUUCCACGGCAGAGGUUUCUGCCGCGGAGAUCCCGAUUCUGGCGUCGGCAGAAAGAAUGGUCACGUCUAUUCUCUCUGCGUAUUCUGCUUGGAAAUGCAUUGCCGUCUAUGAGACAGUACAUUUCCAAGUGGUCCUGGUACCCACCAGAUCAUUCAAAUGUGCAGAAUGUCCGCCAGUGUUUUCCAGGUGGACAUCCUGCACGGAGCUUGGCCGUGUGAACAUGGCCUUAUUCUUCCUGCGUUUAAAUAAAUUGACAACUGAGGGUUACCAUUCCUCUUGUCCUCCUUUAGAGAAGGGGGAUGGUAACGUCUAGUUGUCAAGUUAUGGACCAAUUUACAGAAGAAAUAAUGGAGAAAGUAUUGUUAUAUACAAAAAAAGUGUUGGGAGAGCUGAGAACUCUGCUGAAACACCUCGUUGUUCACGGCUGCAUCGGACUCGGUUCGUGGGGCUUAGUCUCAGAAUCUGUUUAAUUAGCGGGAUCUUUGCAGACAAAUAUUUUAAAAGUAAAAAAAAAAAAACACGCUGUAAGUGGUAAAUUUAUGUCCUUUCAGAUCCUGCUAAAUAAAUAGAAAUUAGAUAAUUCCCAUUAAAGUCAAUGGGAUCUAUCGGUGUGCGUCGUGCAAUGGACUAUCCGGCUCCAUUUUCUGGCCCCUAACGUCUGUAAAUGGGUCCUGAACGAGGCCUAAAGGCAGGGUUUCCCAGCCAGGGCUGCCUGGGCAUGCUGGGAGUUGUAGUUUUGCAACAUCUGGAGGCCCCCUGGUUGGGAAACACUGCCUUGAAUGGGUACCCUGGUGGAAAACCUUUUUUUAAAUCAACUGGUGCCAGAAAGUUAUACAGAUUUGUAAAUUACUUCUAUAAAUGUUUUUUCCAGUCUGACCACAGUUCUCUCUGCUGACACCUCUGUCCGUGUCAGGAACUGUCCAGAGCAGGAACAAAUCCCCAUAGCAAACCUCUCCUGCUCUGGACAGUUCCUGACACGGACAGAGGUGUCAGCAGAGAGCACUGUUGUCAGACUGGAAAGAACUACACAACUUCCUUUGGAGCAUGCAGCAGCUGAUAAGUACUGGAAGGGUAAAGAUUUUUUAAUAGAAGUAAUUUACAAAUCUGUUUAACUUUCUGGCACCAGUUGAUAAAAAAAAAAAUGUAAAAAUAAAUUGUUCCCCCACCACUCUUCUUUUUGGGGGGGCAUUUUGAUGGUGGUUGUCACUGAUGACACAAACCACUUUUAAAACUUCUACCACUAUAUGCAUCAGUCUUCCUGUCAUGUGAUGUAUAGCGACUGGACGUUGCAAUCACAUGACUUUGUUGCUGGAUCUUCAAUAGUGACCGGAGGUAGGAACAUUUGGAUAUUGCAGCGCCUCCUGGCAAUGACCCAUGUGGGCUCUUAUUUUAUAAUGACAUCACGUCCAUGCUCCCGGACCACCCCGUAACAUCCUGGAGACUCCUCAUCCAUAACUUAUUUAUACUGACGGACACAACAUUAUCUCCUCUGCAAGACCACUGCCAUUUCUCCUUAUCAGUGAUUUUCAGAUGAUGCCAAUAAAAUUUUUAUUUUUAUUUUUUUUCCCCUUCUACUUUUAUUUAAUUAAUUUUUUUUCCCCCCAGAAACGAUUGAACUAUUUAGGAAGGAAGGUAUUUCAGGGCUUUUGAUUUCAAUCUUUUGAGCAGUAAUGUGCAGAGCAAAUAUUGAUUGAUUUAUAUAUAUUUGUAACAUGUCACUUCUAUAUAAACAUUAGUAAUAUAAGAA
Molecule: messenger RNA, 4301 nt
Organism: Hyla sarda
Lineage: Eukaryota; Metazoa; Chordata; Amphibia; Anura; Hylidae
Gene: UBXN4
Product: UBX domain protein 4
Exons: 13
Coding region: 5-1618 (537 amino acids)
Molecular function (GO): protein binding
Source: RefSeq, a predicted model, not a curated record